GUCACAUUUUGAAGAAAUGACGGUUCAUCUUCUUUUGAGAACAUUUUAAAGCAUAUCACUAUCGAAAUCAUGUGGCUAGGUCCUGUUGCGUGAUACAAAUCUUUUUCGCAACCUUAUGAGUCACUAUCCAUGUUACUUUACACAAAGUAGGAGGCAAGACAACAUGGCGAUCCAUGUGAAGUAAUUGGCUAAAAGCGAACGAAGAACGUGAUUUAUCGCUUAUACGAUCUAAUUUGAGGCAGCGGAGUCUUUUUUAAAUCUAAUUCAAAACAUUUCAGUCGUAAAUAUGUCUUAAUUUAUGCUCUUAACCAUGGAAGAUCUCUGUAAUCAUGUCAACCGCGCAGGAAAAUGUGGUUGUUCAUCAACAUCAUCAACUUAUGCUCAGUCUCUCUCUGAAAUGGACUUUGAGAGAGGAAUAUGGCAAGCUGCGCUGGAUGGUGAUGUAAAAAGAGUUAGGAAAUUUUUGGACAAGGGAACAGACCCUAAUUUAAGGGAUGGCUCGGGAUAUACAGCUCUGCAUUAUGCCAGCCGCAGUGGCCAUGAAGAGGUCUGUCAGUUGCUCCUGGAACAAGGAGCAGAUGUGAAUGCCCAGACAAAGUCGGGCAAAGUAUCAUCACUACACAGAGCAGCAUACUCUGGUCACAUGUCAGUGGUGAACCUGCUUAUCAAAUAUGGUGCUGAUCUAAGACUUUGUGAUAGUGAUGGACAAAUCCCUUUGCACAAGGCUGCUGAAAAGUUGCAAAAAGAAGUUGUAAGAUUGUUUGUUGAGUUGGAUUCCAGUCUUGUAAAAGUGAAAGAUCAAAAGGGAAGAUUGCCUUCUGACCUGGUAUCCUUGAAAGAACUUGCCUUGUUAAAUUUGCUGUAGUUACAAGAAACAAAAUUAUACUGGUACCCAACUUGUUCUUAACUAGUUGUUGUCUAUUCUUAAGAUAUGGUACUGCCUUUUCAUGUUGAUUUUCAAGAGGUUUCUUUCCAUCUUUCCAUUUUUUAGGAUAAUAGACUACAGGCAGUCCCUGCUUUUCAGCAAAGUCAGUUGUGAAAUUAAAAAAUUAAAUUUCCUGAUGUGUGGCAAAGAGCUCUAGGAGUGACAUGCACAAAAGUAGGACUUUUCUUUGUUUGCCUUACUCCCAGAGGUCCCCUCUGCAUGCUUAAAUCAUGUUUUUUCUGCAUUUUUCUUGGCUGGUGCAAUGGACUUUGCCUAAAAAGAGGGAUUGCUCAUUGUCUAUCAUGAUGAGUGUAACCAUGCAUUGUAUGCACUUUUGACAGUGGUUUUGUAAAGAAUGUUUUGUAAGGGCUUUGUACCUGUAUAUGCUUCUGUGAUACUGUGACCACCAGACAGCUGGAAUGUGGUUGCCUUGGACAAGAAGAACACUUAAAGAUAACUUUGUGCCAAUGAAGGUUUGAACAUGUCCUGAAUAUAGUAAAUGUCGAUCAGUUUCAUAGAACUAUAUUUUUAAUAACACAAAAUAUUUCAAAACAUUCUAAUUGCUCAAGAACUAUGAGAGGUAGAAGUCAUGUUAAGCAGGUUGUUGGUACUAAAGUAAAGGGUGCAGUUCUUCAUAGAAUAGGAUCAGGGUUUGGAACCUGUGAGCAAAAAUCAAUCAAGAAUUCAUAAUCUGAGAAUUUUAUUAAUUAAUCUUUGUA
Pocillopora verrucosa is the source of this 1644-nucleotide messenger RNA. Its product is annotated as ankyrin repeat domain-containing protein 39-like. Lineage: Eukaryota; Metazoa; Cnidaria; Anthozoa; Scleractinia; Pocilloporidae. Gene Ontology annotation, molecular function: protein binding. The record is from RefSeq and is a predicted model, not a curated record.